AUGGCUACGAAUUUAUGCUGUUCAAUUCUGGAAAGCGAAUGCAGAGUCGAAGAUAAAGUAGUGGUGCAUGUCCACUGGAGAGGAUCACCAGACUCCAUCUUGCCAAUCUGCUCCCAUUACUACACCUUACAAGGGAACAUCGAAACCCUAGACGCCCUCAAGGCCACAGCCUUUAAACAACUACUCGCUCCAUACGGCCAGUGUUGCUUUGCUUUCGCUUACAAACGCGAGAUUCGCGACGAGGAAAACAACAUCAAAACCCUACAAACUGGCCUAAUUUUGUUAGGCCUUGUGUGUUUGAAGAAUCCCUAUUCGGCCGAGUUUAUACAAGCCAUCCAACAUUGCCAGGAAUCCGGAGUUGGCGUCAGAUUCGCGGUCGACGACGACAUAAACACGGCCAGGAUCAUCGCCGUGUACUCGGGACUACUGAGGCGCGAAGACGACGGGAAAAUAGUCGACGCUGGCGAUUUCCGGAACCAGUCCGAAGCCGACCGCCUGAAGACCGUGGAGGACAUUCUGGUAAUGGCCAACGCCUCUCCCGGAGACAAGAUGCUGAUGGUGAAGUACCUAAGACAGAACCACCACGUUGUAGCCGCGGCAUCAGCCGCUAUCAGAGACUCGCCUCUGCUCAAACAAGCCGACGUCGGCAUCUUCCUCGGAACGUCUAACGAAGACGCCGACAUCUUCGUCCCAACCAGCGAAUUCACGCUAAUCCCCGCAAUCCUGAAUUUGGGGAGGCGAGUUUGCAGAAGCAUCGAAAAAAUCGUGCAACUGAAGCUCAUAAUGGAGGUCUCCGCUUUCACCAUCAACAUCGUUUCUUUGUUAGCUGGAAAUGGCAAGGAAGCGCUGGGCUCGUUGCAGCUGCUGUGGAUCAAUCUCGUUAUGGAAAUUUUGGGAGCUGCGGCGGUUGCCAUAACUACUAUUUACGGAAGCUCGGCUCGGGCAAAUACGGAUCCGGUUUACGGGUCGGGUCAGAUCAUUACCCGGCCCAUGUGGAUGAGCAUAGCCGUACAAUCCUCGUUUCAGGUGGCGGUUAUUCUCAUCUUGAUUUUGAAGGGGGGAACCGUUUUUCAGGUGAGUGAAUCGGCGGUGGGGACCAUGGUCUUCAACUGCUACGCCUUCUGUCAGGUUUACUUGCUGAUUCCGGCUAUUGAGAUUAGAAGAGGCGAUGUUGCGGCGGGGCAGAGUUGCUUUUUUCUUUGCGUUGUGGUGGUCAUCGGAAUUCUUCAGGUGGCGGUGGUCGAGAUUGUCGGAGUUGUUGCUCAUCGCCCCAGAUUGGGCAUCAAGUUAUGGUGCAUUUGCGUUGGGAUUUCGUCAUUGUCUCUGCCCUUGAACUGUGCUGCUAAUUUGAUAAUUCGAAUAUCACGACUGUGA
This is a messenger RNA of Salvia splendens (bonfire salvia), 1374 nucleotides long. RefSeq names its product calcium-transporting ATPase 12, plasma membrane-type-like. Bases 1 to 1374 code for a protein of 457 amino acids. Gene Ontology annotation, molecular function: P-type calcium transporter activity; nucleotide binding. The transcript has a single exon. Gene Ontology annotation, cellular component: plasma membrane; intracellular membrane-bounded organelle. Lineage: Eukaryota; Viridiplantae; Streptophyta; Magnoliopsida; Lamiales; Lamiaceae. The record is from RefSeq and is a predicted model, not a curated record.